AUGUCUAUUGGUAUUCCAACAGCCGCUUUCCGGGAAAUCAUUGAAUACAUCCAUCGCGAUCCGCAAUGGGACACCAUCCUCAGAGCAUGCAUGCUAGUGAACAAAGCCUGGGCAAAAAUCGUAAUACCUGUUUACUGGAAAGCACCUUUCAAAAGGAGUACAACCGUCAACGGCGAAAUAAUGAAAUCAUCGACCUUGAUUCGGUUACUUAACGAAGAAGAAAGAUCAGAAAUUCGAUUUCAACUGCCUCCAAUGUGGUUGUCUACCGUGCUCCCAUACCCUUACUUUAUAAAGGAACUUGAUCUGUAUGCCAUGUUCGAAUCUGUUGGAGCUUGGGUUGAUAGCGCUACUAAAGCCGCACCUGUUGCCGACAGCGGUGUGUCCAUGGAUUUGUUUCUUUCUAAUCAGAUGAAUCAAAUAAUACAGGCGCUGUUGAAGAUGUUUGAUCGGUAUUCGGCGAGGUUGAAUGUGCUUGGUUUGAUUAUGAAGUAUAGCAGGCAGUAUUACUUUAGGGCUGCUGAUGCGAUUGCGUUAUUUUGUGACAAGGAUGAAACGUUGUUUUCCGAUACCAACAAGAUAAUCAUUGAUGGAGAAUGUAGAGACAAUGAGCUAUACAAGGCGUUAGCAAAAACAUGUCGGCGCGUGGAACAUCUCGCCAUAACAGUGGACAGUAUAACAGGAGACUUGACAAAGUGCCACAACCUCUCCCUUCUAAUUUCUGCACAACAAUCCUUAGUCUCUCUCUCUUUAUGUAUAACCAUGAUAUCAACCAGCAUGGGUCUUAAUUUCAUUCACCAAGCCAUCUUGGAUCAGUCAAAGACUUUAUCCUAUGUCCAGUUUGAUGGCUUUGAUUUCUCCCACUCGGAGCCACUUCAUAAAUUAGCCUUGUGCAAAUGUCUGAAGAAACUGGAAUUUAUAAAUUGUCAAGGGUUAAAUUCUAUAAUGAUUUUUCCCUUAACUGUUGCCGACUUUCCAGUGUUAAAAGAAGUUGUUGUCAAGAAUAGCGAGCAUGGAAUGUUACAAGGAUGGGCAAGAGGGAUGAAUGCUAGAUCAAGAAAGUUAUGA
Messenger RNA from Paraglomus brasilianum, 1065 nucleotides. The record is from the annotation of a GenBank genome assembly. Lineage: Eukaryota; Fungi; Glomeromycota; Glomeromycetes; Paraglomerales; Paraglomeraceae.